This is a messenger RNA of Vanessa tameamea, 1016 nucleotides long. RefSeq lists its product as uncharacterized. The record is from RefSeq and is a predicted model, not a curated record. Bases 137 to 817 code for a protein of 226 amino acids. Gene Ontology annotation, biological process: septate junction assembly; regulation of tube size, open tracheal system. The transcript is spliced from 3 exons. Gene Ontology annotation, cellular component: septate junction; membrane. NCBI's taxonomy places the organism in Eukaryota, Metazoa, Arthropoda, Insecta, Lepidoptera, Nymphalidae.
UAGUUGUUGCACUGGAUAGUGGAUACGAUUGGUACUAUAGAUUUAAAUCGAAGUACACACCCAUUUAUAUUUUUUUUGUUCUUUAUUGUUUUAUUGUGCUGAAAUAGUUUCAUGAGUUAACUUUAACAUCACCACUAUGGUAUCUAAGUCUAAAACUGGGUUGUUUGCUCUAAGUUUCUUUGGAUUAGCAUCUUUAUUGAUAACCAUAGCUUUUGUUAGUCCGUACUGGUUAGUUACUGAUGGGAAGUUGAAAAACCCUAAAUUUAUUAAAAUAGGUUUGUGGGAAGUGUGCUUCAAUGGGUUUGAAGAAAUUCAUCAUUGGUAUGACACAGUUUUUAAAGGCUGUUGGUGGAUUUUUGAAGAAGAAUAUUACAUAAUACAUGACAUAUUACUACCAGGCUUUUUUAUUGCUACACAAUUCUUCUUCACAAUAUCUAUGUGUUGUGUUUUAAUAUCACUUUUCAUAUCAUAUUUGUAUAUGAAAAAAGAUGAAGAUGAUGAUAAUUAUGUUACUUUACUAGUAACUUUUGGCACAAUUCUUGUUAUUGGAGGCUUCUCAGGAAUCAUAUCAGUGGUCACAUUUGGAGCUAGAGGUGAUGGACGGGACUGGAUGCCUAAUUGGGAACACAAUGAUCUUGGCUGGUCAUUUGCCCUCGGAGUUGUUGGGGUCAUCUUUCUCUUUCCAGCUGGCAUAUUAUUUCUCAUUGAAGCCAGAGUACGAAAGUACAAGAGAUUGCAUGAGAUGCAAAGUAGAGAUCCAUCCUCUUACAGUAUGCGUGAGAGAAAAGUAGCCUACCCAGGCCACACUGAUAUUUAAAUAUCUUAAGUUGGUUUUUAUUUUAAGAAAAAAACAUUUUUGAUUUUAAUAAUUGUUGUUGCAACUAUUAUAACAGAUUCCGUCCAAUCUAAGAAUCUCAUUUUAAGAAUUUGUUGUACAUUAAGUAUCUAAAGAAAUUUCAUUACUUAAAUAAAGUCCCUCCUUUAUUAAAGUUGUAUAAAAAAUAGUUUCUGCAAUA